This is a messenger RNA of Hyposmocoma kahamanoa, 1152 nucleotides long. RefSeq names its product N(4)-(Beta-N-acetylglucosaminyl)-L-asparaginase-like. The transcript is spliced from 7 exons. Gene Ontology annotation, molecular function: N4-(beta-N-acetylglucosaminyl)-L-asparaginase activity. Gene Ontology annotation, biological process: protein deglycosylation. The record is from RefSeq and is a predicted model, not a curated record. Gene Ontology annotation, cellular component: lysosome. Bases 88 to 1137 code for a protein of 349 amino acids. Lineage: Eukaryota; Metazoa; Arthropoda; Insecta; Lepidoptera; Cosmopterigidae.
AUAAAACGGUAGUAGGUAAAAUAGUAUUUGAUUAUUUACAACUGUUUGAAUUACUCAUUGCUACUUGCUAUCUAUUAUUUUAAUAAAAUGUUGAAAUUAUUUUUCCUAAUAUUUACAUUUAAUUAUUGUGCUGUGCGUACCGACCAAAACAUACCUAUUGUGAUAACUACUUGGAGGUUUGCCAACGCUUCUAUUAGAGCAUGGGACAUAUUGAAUGGAGGUGGUUUGGCCCUUGACGCUAUAGAACAAGGUACCAUGGUGUGCCAAGAGCAGCAAUGUGACACUACAGUUGGUUAUGGCGGUAGCCCUGAUGAGGAUGGGGAGACUACCCUGGAUGCUUUACUAAUGGACGGGAAAACUAUGAAUGUCGGUGCUGUAGGAUCUCUUCGUCGAAUAAAAAAUGCCAUAUCAGUGGCUAGACACGUAUUAGAGCAUACUAAACAUUCAUUUCUGGUUGGAGACCAAGCAACCCAGUUUGCUAUACAAAUGGGCUUCCCAGAGGAAACUCUCACAACUCUUGAUUCAAAGAAAGUGUGGAUGAAAUGGCAUAAUGAAGAUAAUUGUCAGCCUAAUUUUUGGACGGCUGUUACACCUGAUCCCACUCAGCACUGCGGCCCCUACAAACCUGUUAAACAGACUGACAGAUAUGAACCAAGAGUGAUGAAAGUAGACAGAUUUAAUCAUGAUACCAUUGGCAUGGUGGCAAUAGAUAGAAAUGGUGAUGUUGCAGCUGGCACUAGUACAAAUGGUGCCAAACACAAAAUUCCCGGAAGAAUUGGUGACUCUCCUAUUCCGGGUGCAGGUGCGUACGCAGACAAUGCUGUGGGCGGCGCUGCGGCCACUGGCGACGGGGACUUGAUGCUCAGGUUCCUACCAAGUUUCUUGGCAGUAGAAGAAAUGCGUCGCGGUGCGUCACCUACUCAAGCUGCUGAAACGGCCGUAAAUAGAAUAAAGGAGCACUACCCUAUAUUUAUGGGAGCUGUGGUGGCCCUCUCAAAAGAUGGGCGCUAUGGAGCUGCUUGUAAUGGAAUCAAUGAGUUCCCAUUUUUUGUUGGUGAUAAGACCGGUCAACAACCUAGACUGCAUGCCGUCAAAUAUGUGAGCUAUACCAGCCGUUAUUUGUGGAUUAAAAUUUAAAAAAUCGGUACUUUU